Messenger RNA from Pantherophis guttatus, 858 nucleotides. RefSeq names its product actin related protein 2/3 complex subunit 3 (gene ARPC3). The record is from RefSeq and is a predicted model, not a curated record. Gene Ontology annotation, biological process: regulation of actin filament polymerization; Arp2/3 complex-mediated actin nucleation. Lineage: Eukaryota; Metazoa; Chordata; Lepidosauria; Squamata; Colubridae. Gene Ontology annotation, cellular component: cytoskeleton; Arp2/3 protein complex.
GGCUGCGCGCAGCUGGAAGAGGAAGGAAGGAAACGAGGCCGCCGCUGCCCGGAGAUCGCCUCGCCCGAAGCUGCUUCCCUGCCCGGAGGAAACUCCUCUUCUGCCCAGAUGCCGGCCUAUCACUCCACUUUGAUGGACCCCGACACCAAACUGGUGGGGAACAUGGCUCUGUUGCCCAUCAGGAGUCAGUUCAAAGGACCAGCUCCUCGUGAAACAAAAGAUAUGGAUAUAAUCGAUGAAGCCAUCUACUACUUCAAAGCCAAUGUGUUCUUUAAAAAUUACGAAAUCAAGAAUGAGGCUGACCGAACCUUGAUCUACAUAACUCUCUAUAUUUCGGAGUGCUUGAAAAAAUUGCAGAAGUGCAAUUCCAAAGGCCAGGGGGAAAAAGAAAUGUAUACUUUGGGGAUCACCAAUUUCCCGAUUCCUGGAGAACCGGGGUUCCCACUGAAUGCUCUUUAUGCCAGACCCAGCAACAAGCAGGAAGACGAGGUUAUGCGAGGGUAUUUGCAGCAACUGAGGCAAGAAACCGGCUUGAGGCUUUGCGAAAAGGUUUUCGAUCCCCAGAGUGACAAACCCAGCAAGUGGUGGACCUGUUUUGUGAAAAGGCAAUUCAUGAACAAAAGUCUGUCAGGACCAGGGCAGUGAAGACAACGGUUAAAUCUGUGGUUACAGCAUUCUCUGUUCCCAGGGUGAUUUGAAUUAUUGCUUCUGUUUUAAUAUAAGUUUUCUACCGAAAGAGAGGAGGAGUUUCUGGAUGCCAGGCUACUGAUGGGAGGGAGGAUGGAGCUUUAAAAGAAAAAAAAUCACGUGCAAUUUUUGUCAAGCUUGAUAAUAAAUAAAAACAAAAGUUCUUUCUAA